UUCACAACUGCAUAUGCCCCCACCCAAUUUCUUCUAGCUACUUGCAGUUUCCCUUUUCUUUUUCCCAUUGUUUCUUACUGUCUAUUGAGCUGGAAAAUUGUAUGCUACUGAUUUCAAGUACAUCAAGGUGUGAUCUUACUCCGUCAACCCUGAAGGUACUAGGUCUGAAACAAUGAUCAUCAUCUUUGACAAAUUUUUUAAUUUACCUUUUCUUUUUCUUUUUUUCUUUUUUUUUAAAAAAACUUUUGGAGUAUAGAUAAAUCGUCCAUUGAAUUGUUCGUAGAGCUGGAGAUCAAUAGUGAUGAGAAUAAGAUUUCAAUUACAAUCACAACUACUAGAAAAAGGGGCUAAGGCCACAAUUUGCCUAACCACGGCGAACUAACAGUAGCCAUUGAUGUAUAUAAGCCACAGUCAAGUCACAGAGUGGCUAAAAAACAAUUGUAUUAAUAAAAUGACAAGUUGAGGAGCUUGUAUAUAUUAAGAAGAAAAAAAUACUAUAAAGCCAAAUAGGUCCCUUAGAUGAUUCUUGCAUAAUAAGGUUUUGUCUUGGUUUGUGUUAGAUAAUAAGCUCUAAUAAAUGUUUUCAAUCCCCAAAAUUACUUAAUUUAUUCACACCUUUUUAACUUAUAGUCCUCCGCCAGCUUUAUGAACCAAACUCAUAGGGAAGGAAACCAAUAUCAUAUCUCCACUACAUGCAUCUCUCCCUCUUCACCACUUCAACUCUCCAACUUCUCUCUCUCUCUCUCUCUCUCUCUCUCUCUCUCUCUCUCUCUCUCCCCCACCUAAAACUCCAUGGAAGCAGACGCACCAGCACCCCUACCACCCUCCAAAACCUACGAAUUAACAGCCUUUUCCAUCUCCUACACCAAAUCAACCACAGCCACCACCACAUUCUCCCCAUUUCACUUCCUCUUCAAGCCAUGCACCGCCCCCACACCCACUUACAUCCUCAAAGACAUCUCCCUCACCGCCUACCCCUCCGAAAUCCUCGCCAUUGUUGGCCCCAGCGGCGCGGGAAAGUCCACUCUUCUUGACAUCCUAGCCUCUCGAACGUCGCCCACAGGCGGCGCUCUCCUCCUCAAUUCUUCCCCUAUCAACCCUUCCUCAUUCCGCAAACUCUCUGCCUACGUCCCUCAGCACGAUGCAUGCCUUCCGCUCCUCACCGUCUUCGAAACCUUUGCUUUCGCCGCAAGCCUCCUGGUUCCCAAUUCCAGCGCAACAAACAUUGCAGACGUUGUCGCCUCUCUGCUCAAUGAGCUCAGGCUUACGCAUUUGGCCAACACACGCCUUGGCCAUGGCCUGUCUGGCGGUGAACGUAGACGUGUUUCAAUAGGCCUGAGCCUUCUCCAUGACCCUGCCGUGCUACUUCUUGACGAACCCACCUCGGGUCUUGACAGCACCUCUGCUUUCAACGUAAUCCAGACCCUCAAAUCCAUUUGCACCUCGCGUCACCGCACUGUGGUUUUGUCUAUUCACCAACCCAGCAACAAAAUCCUCUCAGCCAUUGAUAAAAUCCUCUUGCUGUCCAAAGGGACAGUUGUGCACCAUGGAACACUCUCUUCUCUUGAAGGUUUUUUGCUCUCCAACGGCUUCACAGUCCCUCCACAACUCAAUGCCUUAGAAUACACCAUGGAAAUUCUCAACCGCCUCCCUGCCUUAAAACCCAUUACAUCUGCACCAUCAUCACCUCCUGAUAUUCCUAGUUCUACAGCUAAUCCUCAUAAUUCUGAUCAAGUUAAUCAGGAAACCAGACAAGUCAUGAGAUACAAAAGCUCUCGAAUCCAAGAGGUUUUGGCUCUUUACAACCGGUUUUGGAAAAUCAUUUACAGAACAAGACAGCUUCUUUUAACAAACACCUUGGAGGCUCUUCUUGUGGGUCUGGUUUUAGGAACCAUUUACAUCAACAUUGGGUUCGACAAGCAGGGCAUCGAGAAGAGGUUUGGUCUCUUCGCUUUCACGCUCACUUUCCUGCUUUCCUCCACAACCGAAACCCUCCCAAUCUUCAUCAACGAAAGGCCGAUCCUCCUAAGAGAAACGUCUGGUGGGAUUUACAGGCUUUCCUCCUAUCUAAUCGCAAACACUCUGGUUUUCCUGCCUUACUUGCUCGCAAUCGCGAUCAUCUACUCUGUCUCGGUCUAUUUCUUGGUGGGUCUUUGUGCGUCUUGGCAAGCGUUUGCUUAUUUUGUUCUGGUCAUAUGGGUCAUAGUUCUAAUGGCGAACUCGUUCGUGCUGUUCUUGAGUUCUCUGGCACCCAACUACAUUGCCGGGACUUCACUGGUGACGAUACUUUUAGGUGGGUUUUUUCUCUUCUCUGGCUACUUCAUCUCGAAAGACAACAUGCCCAAGUACUGGCUCUUCAUGCACUUCUUUUCCAUGUACAAGUAUGCCCUCGACGCCCUCUUAAUCAAUGAGUAUGGCUGCCUUGUGUCAAGGUGUUUGAUAUGGUACGAAGAGAAUAAUGGUAAUAACAGAGAGUGCAUGGUGACGGGAGGCGAUGUGUUGCAGAAGAGAGGGCUGCAUGAGAGGCAGAGGUGGAGCAACAUCUACAUCUUGAUUGGGUUCUUUGUGUUGUAUCGUGUGCUUUGUUUGAUGGUUUUGAUCAGAAGGGUCUCAAGAUCAAACAAGUAGAUUCAUGUACAUGUUUGAUUUGAAUAAAUACGAAAUGAAAUAUGUAAGGAUGUUCAAUGCGACGAACACUUGAUUUGAUUCUUUGUUGUUGUAAUGUGUACAUAUAUAUUAUAUAUCCUCUGAUCUGAAUUUGUAUAUUUUGAAAGUUAAAACUCGUUUCUUCAUGUUU
This is a messenger RNA of Prunus persica (peach), 2797 nucleotides long. RefSeq names its product ABC transporter G family member 4. Gene Ontology annotation, molecular function: ATP binding; ABC-type transporter activity; ATP hydrolysis activity. The record is from RefSeq and is a predicted model, not a curated record. The transcript has a single exon. Gene Ontology annotation, cellular component: membrane. Lineage: Eukaryota; Viridiplantae; Streptophyta; Magnoliopsida; Rosales; Rosaceae. Bases 793 to 2628 code for a protein of 611 amino acids.